CGCUUUAAGUGCGUUUGAAUCACAUGAGGGUAUUUCUGAAGAGCUGUCAUUCAAGACUGCGAGGAAUAACAGCAGGGCAUGUGCUGAAAUGACAUCGAAUAUAGAGACGCGAAGAAGGAAUCUCUGCGGAGACUCAGAAAAACAAGAUAAUUCAGAGGAUCAUGAUGAUUUUGGAGGUCACCUCCCGGGCUCAUCCGGUGAAAGGGUUUGCGUUGCUCACAUUCACACUGAAGCUAGUGAUGGGCACUCUCCCUGUUUACAACAAACAAGCAGCACCUUCACACCUAAAUGGCCACAGCAAACACGCAGCCUUAGUGAUGAAAUAUUUCACGAGAACCCGUGCAAGACCACUAUAAGUGCUGAAAAUGAAGUAGAGGCCCAAAAACUCGCAAAUAAUUAUAAGUUUGGAUUCAGGAAAUGGAAAAGCCAUGUGACAGAGCGGCCGUUAGAGGUCAGAUCAGACAUUGUGAAGGAACUAUACUCUGAGCUAAAUGCUAUUAAACCACACUCAGGUUCUUUGUUUACUUGUGGCAAUGUACUUUACGUUUUUCUGUUUGGCUGGUGGAUUUCUCUGGUUUAUGUUCUUGUUGGUGUCCUAAUGUUCCUUACAGUCAUUGGAAUCCCCUAUGGGAAACUCUGCUGGCAUUUGUCCUGCUAUUUUCUGUGGCCAUUUGGGAAAUCAAUCGAAAAGGCUAAUAUCUCAUUGCCAACAUACAGUGUGAAGAUCUUUAAAGAUAAUAUCUUUCUAAAGGCAGAAGAAGAUGGAAAGCCUUCCUCUCCUCUCUUACUGCCCACACCUGUGGAGGAGACGAUAGAAGAGCCCACAGAAAGUCAACAGGAUGACCGCUACUGGUGUCGUUUAAGCACAUAUGUUUGGCUCCUGGUGGGUUACCCUCUCCUGGCCCUCACACACUCUGUAGUGUGUCUGCUCUCCUGGCUGCUGGUUUUCACCAUCCCUGUGGCCAAGAUGAGCAGCAAGACCCUACACAGCAUCCUACUCAUGCCUCCUGAACGCAUUCAGAUCAGCGCAGCCUCAGUGGCUAAAGAGCAGGAAUGCCAAGUUAUUCUUUGCUGCUACCAUGCAGUAAACCUCUACUACUAUAAAUACACAGUAGACGGGAUCAAUGUUUUUGCUGUCAAUCUCUUACCAUUAGUUAUUGUGUCAUUGGUAAUUGGUUAUGUGGACAAAACAAACCAGUUUGCCAGCUCUGAAGUCAAGUUUGCCACAGCAGUCAGCUCCAUCAUCCCGCUGUCAUAUUACAUUGGCAUGGGUAUUGCAAGUAUUUCGGCUCAGAGUAACUUUGCUGUUGGGGCAGUGGUGAACGCCACGUUCGGUUCCAUUACGGAGUUGAGCUUUUACAUCACAGCCUUGCUCCGAGGUCAUCACCAGGGAAAUAAGUGUCUGCAUGAGAUAGUGAAGGCGGCUCUUACCGGAACAUUGCUGGGCUGCAUCCUAUUUAUACCAGGGAUCUGUAUGAUAAUUGGAGGGCUCAGGUACACAGAGCAGAGGUUUAACAGCCGCUCAGCAGGGGUCAGCUCCUCUCUGCUUUUCAUAUCAAUAGGGGGAGUGUUUGCCCCUACACUCUUCUCUAAAGCCUAUGGGAAUCUAGUGUGUGAGAAUUGUACUAACUCCACAGGGACCAACAGCAGCGGGUCCUUCAUGUGCAAAAACUGUCACUACGAUCUGAGUGAAAACAGCUACAGCCUGUUUCACAGUCACAUUGAGCCUCUAGUGUACACCAUUUCUGUUCUCCUCCCGGUUUCCUAUAUCAUUGGCCUCAUCUUUACUCUGAAAACUCAUUCACACAUCUAUGACAUUCACAUUGGAGAUGGAACGGCAGGUCAUCACGGAGCAUCAGUGCAUUGGUCUCGAUGGAGAGCUUUGCUCAUUCUCAUCGUUGCCACAGUUUUGAUGUCCGCCUGUGCUGAUCUGACCUCAGAACACAUUCAACCAAUACUCAGCCACUCAUCUAUAUCUCAGUAUUUCAUAGGUGUGACUCUUUUAGCCAUGCUCCCGGAAAUACCAGAAAUAGUCAAUGGGAUCCAGUUUGCUCUGCAGAAUAAAAUCAGUUUGAGUUUAGAAGUCGGAAGCUGCAUUGCUGUGCAGGUGUGCAUGAUUCAGAUCCCCAUCCUGAUUUUAUUCAACUUCAUUUACGAUGUUGGGUUUGUACUCAUCUUCAGUGACCUGCAUUUGUGGGCCAGUAUCUUUAGCGUCAUCCUCGUGAAUUUUAUUUUUAUGGACGGAAAGUCGGAUUACUUUCAAGGUUCUGCUCUGGUGGUGGUGUAUCUCAUUCUUCUUGCAAUGUAUUUUUUCGCCCCAUCUCCUGCUGGCUGUUGAGAGGAAAAGCCACUGCAGCUCACUGCAGCUCACUGCUUCCAGUGUAUGAUUUUACAAUAAUGUUGCGAUUAAUGUCAGUUUUACCGUAUGUUUUUGGUUAUUAUAUUAAUAUCUUUUCCUUUGUAGCAUCAUUAACUGUUCUAUUCUGACCUGAUUGAUCACUUUAAUGUGUAUAUGCAGUUACAAAAGACUGGUUGUGACAAUGGAUUAAAUAAUGUAUGCUUACAUUGAAAAUGAGGGGCACAAAGAAAUAUUAUUUUGGACUGUACAGAAAUAAUAGUUAAAGCUAUAUUUUAUUAUGGUUAAAAUAAUAAAUAUUUUAUUAACCUGUUAGGUACUUUGCAAAAGAAAAUGUCAUGUUUUAUGUGCUGAGCUGGAGUGUUCUCAAUGCAUACUUAUUAGUGUGUUGGUACGUUCCCUAACUGAAGCUAAUGGUAUUGUAAAUCAUUUUACUGUAUGAAGUUACCAAAGAGAGAUCAUCUAUUGAAGGCAUUUGCACAGUGAAUCAUUUGUGAUUACAAGUACUUGUAUCUGUUACAUUGACCUGUAUUAACUAUUUGAAAUAGACAAUUAUUUUCUAUUUUUAAUUGAAUCUUUGUGAUCGUACAUAACAGUUUUUUGACAAGGCAAUAAAAAAGAUAACAAUUUGUUUUGUAAUAUUGUCAAGAUUUGAUGCUAUUAAUGGAAGAAGGCAUCAAUCCAACAUCCUUCCUACUUUUAUGAAUCUGCUCAGAACAAUAUUACUUGUCUUUGACAUAUCUAUAUUUAACAUUAAGGCAAAACAAAUGAACGAUGAAGACUACUUCUAAUUUACAUAUAAGAAAUAAAGAUGUGCAGUAAAUUUCAGUCAUACUGUAUAUCCUAAAAGGCAAAUCUUCCACCUUUGUCAUUUUCUCUCAUUUUAUCACAAAGUUUAUCUUAUACUUUCAGAGAAAAAGGUAGUUUGCCGUCACUGGAGUGGUACCCUAGUUUUGUGUACAUACUUGUACCCUUAAGGAGACACAAAGUAUUUGUUUUGUUUGUUUGUUUCUUUUGGUUCCCUGAUAAAACAUAUCAAUAUAGAUUUAAAAGGUAUACAACAAGUCCUUAGGGUACAGUUAAGUGCCCAAAAUGACGUAUACAUUUUAACUAAAGGUACAAAAAUAAAUAAAUACAAUUUACCACCAGGAGCACAUAGAUGGAUGUCUGGAGCCCAUGUCCAUUCCACGAACAAAUUAGCAAGAAUUCCUAUGUGCAAAGUUACAAGCAAAAUAAGAAAAUUGGCAGCCACAAAUGAAACUUCUAUAAUGUUUUGCCUUGUGUCGUUCACCUGUCCCCAAACACUGGUGAGAUUACUUCUCAUCUCCAAUCAAAGUGAAAUGGUAGGUUCAUUCCAUGUCUUUUUAAAGUCUAUAUUGAUUUGUAUGGACUUUAUAUAAAUAUAUGACAGGGUUCCACCUUUCCCUUCACACUGUAGCUGGUCUCCUGAUUUUUGAGAGUCUAUUGUAAUAAAUCUUUAACCCUA
This is a messenger RNA of Xyrauchen texanus (razorback sucker), 3842 nucleotides long. RefSeq lists its product as uncharacterized. Gene Ontology annotation, biological process: intracellular calcium ion homeostasis; calcium ion transmembrane transport. The record is from RefSeq and is a predicted model, not a curated record. Bases 89 to 2338 code for a protein of 749 amino acids. Gene Ontology annotation, cellular component: membrane; endomembrane system. NCBI's taxonomy places the organism in Eukaryota, Metazoa, Chordata, Actinopteri, Cypriniformes, Catostomidae. Gene Ontology annotation, molecular function: calcium:proton antiporter activity. The transcript has 20 exons.